AUGACAGCGUUGUCACAGGACUUUGCACUAUGGCGGGGCCAUAGCCAAGCUCAUCUCGGCCAUGGUCUCUCAACCGGCGCAGCAGGGCAGCAACUGGGCAGAGUUGCACCAACGAGUUCGACCAUGACUCACGUGGUUGCAGCCUUUAGCCUUGGCCUUUGCAGCCACCGUGUUUGGAACCGACUUCGGAAACCGUGGAGGCCUUGCGGCAACAACGCGCGAUUAAAAAUGCGUGCACAGGAUGUUGUCGGUCGUGCUGGAUUCCUUCGAAAUUUGCAAUGGCCAUUGGGAUUGUUGGGUGGCCGCCAGAGGUCCGGAAAUCAGACAGCCACGUUGGAAAAGGACUACGAUGGUGACACCUCACCAGAAGAGGAACUGGCUCGACUUACGAAUCCGCAACAAAAUGUUGCCAUUCUGGGAACACGGGAUUGCACAUACAACCAUCAACAGGAGAUCGAGGCACUCACCCAGGGCCAUGUGGAAAGAGGGCAUCGUAUUUACACGUCAGGGUCCAGUGGUACGAACUCGGCCGUGAUCAAAGCUGUCCUCGAUAAAGGAAGGCCUGAGUUGCUUACAGUUGAGCUUCCACAAAGCCUGGAAAAGCAAGACGACGAGGUUCAGGCCCUGCUGAAAAGAUGCAAGGACGAGGGGGCGACUGUCUGCUCGCAUCGGGAGUGUGACCAUCUGGAGUUAGCCGCUGCUGCUGCGAAGUGCAACACGCGCAUCCUGGGUCAGGUCGACAGACUAGUGGUUUUCGCCACUCAUCGCUCUGACAAGUAUUUGGGCUUAGUCAAGGAGGCUAAAGAGAACAAUGUGAUGGUGGCUGCUUUCAACGUGGAAGUCUGCAACUUCAUGGCAAAGGGUACAGCGGCUGUCUUCGAGCUUGCCAUGCAUGGGUGGCGCUGGUCAGCAAACGCUAAGCUUCUGGAUGAGAUCCAAGGCGCUAUGCAGUGCGGGCUUUGCAUCCGGAUGUUGGCUGAUGAUGAUGAUGAUGAUGUUGGCGAUGAUCAGGAACAGAAUGUGUAUGUGGCGAAGCCCGGUGUGACGAAGCUUUCUCUGAGGCAGCGUCUGGCAGCCCGCGGGGCCGCCAUGGCGGCAUCCCCCCAGGCUCGGGAGCACCUCAAAGGCAAUGUGCCAAAGGCAAGUAGCCAGCAGAAGCUGCUCUUCCAGAGCUCUCCAGCGAGGAACGGAGACAAAGCCUACGUGGCUACACCCUGCAGAAGUCCUUGUCACGCAGAUCUAGGUGGAGAUCCCACAAGUGGGUGCCAGGAUCGGCAAGAAGUGGCGAAUCUGGGUGACAGGAGGACAGCUCCAGCACCGACACGUGCUCAUGCUGGUGCUGAUGGUAGUGCCCAUGCGGCCGACAUCUUGCAGGCACGAGAACGAGAGGCCUCGGAGGAAGUGGCCAGAAUCCUGCAACUGCAGGAAGGAAAGAGGGCAUUCAGAUCCGAAUUGAUGUGGGCCAAAGCAGUAUUAGGCUUGGACUCGUCGGUGACGGAAGUCUCAUCCGUUCAGCAGGCAUUCCGAUCACUGAUGCGCAAGCUUCAUCCGGACCGUAUUGGGACCUGCAGUGGGGCCACCGAGGCCAUGGAUGAGCUCCGUCAGGCAAAGCAACUCUGCGAGCAUAAAAUGAAGUUUUCAGAGCUCCAUCCUCCUGGAGCACCUGUGCGGCUAGCAUUUGCCAUGCUCUGCACUGCGCCUGGUCGUCGGCGCUUCCGUGUCACUUGGCAGCCUCCAUCGACAUCAGCGUCGUCUCCAGUUCGGAAGUACUUGGUGGCAGCUCUUGAUCCUUCCUUCGGCCAGCCGCUCACUGUCACGGUCCUUGAGUCGGAAUACAAUGAAGAGCUCAAGAGAUGUUUGUCUUUGGACGAGCUUACAAGCUGUGUCCUGGCAGAGGAGGACUUGGUGAAGAUGCCAGCAUUUUUCCAGCAGGCCGCAGCAGUUGUCUACGUAGCAGCUGCCAAUGAAGCUGGCCAGUCGAAGUGGUCAACUAUCAACGUGCCCUUGCGCAUGGCCGUGCAGGCCACAAACAUGGUCGAAGUAGUUCCUCCUUCCCCUACGAAGAACAAGCCGGAGCCUGCAAAGAGCGCCCAGGCAAAAGUGUCUUCCCGACAAUGCAAGGAGUUUGAAGCAACUGCACAUUCGCUCCUGAAGAAGGCAAACGGUGCAGCAGAGCUUUGUGCCUGGCUCCGUCGCCAAAGCAGGGGGCUUCUUGCUAGCUGGCUGCAGUCUCAGGCGUGGCCGACAAAAGGUUCCAAGGCAGAGCUGGUGGAUCGCGUUGCCUUUGCAGUGGGGGCAAUUGGAAAGGCCAAGUGA
This is a messenger RNA of Symbiodinium pilosum, 2316 nucleotides long. The record is from the annotation of a GenBank genome assembly. Lineage: Eukaryota; Dinophyceae; Suessiales; Symbiodiniaceae.